CCAUUUAUCUGAACUACACUAGAAACUAAGGGCUGGUACUUUCUGAAUAACCCCGUUAAAAGAAGCGGCAAAAAUAUCUGUUCAUAAAUCCGUUAAAAGUAGCGCCAAAAAUUCUGAUCAUAAUUCCGUACAAAACGAACUUUCAAAUAAUGACGCACCCCACUCCAUAGUACUCCACAAGCUCACACUGUCACACAUGAUGCAAGCCUUGUGCAAAAGGGGCCAACUUCAACAAGCUCUCAGACUCCUCUCCAACCCAACCCAAAUAAACUCUUAUUAUUCACUGUAUAUGAAUAUCUUGCAGCUGUGCAUCGACGAACGAGCAGAAAGGGCCGGUCUUUUGGUUCACAGCCAUGUAAUUACAAAUGGGUUUGGUUCAAAUUUGAAUUUAUAUACUAAGCUGAUAAUCUUUUACUGCAACUUUGGUCGCAUGGUUAGUGCCCGCAAUGUGUUUGAUAGAAUGCGUGAGAGAAAUGUCGUGUCUUGGACUGCUAUGAUUUCUGGGUAUGUUAAAGGUGGGUGUUAUAAGGAUGGUUUAAUGGUGUUUCUGAGUAUGCGUCAGGCAGGUUUUAGAGCUAAUCAGUUUGGGUAUGGGAGCGCGUUGAGGGCGUGUACGGGUUUGAGGUGUUUGGAAGUAGGGCAGCAGAUACAAGGGUGUAUUGUGAAAGGGAGGUUUGCUGAGAACUUGUUUGUGCAGAGUGCGUUGGUUGAUUUUUAUUCUAAGUGUGGGAAGAUAGAGGAUGCACGUUAUUUGUUUGAGGAAAUGAAGGUGAGGGACUUGGUUUCGUGGAAUGCUAUGAUUGGCGGCUAUGGUGUUCAGGGUUUUGCUGAUGACUCAUUGCGUAUGUUUCAUUCGAUGAUGAAGGAAGGCAUGAUCCCUGAUUGCUUCAGCUUUGUAAGUGUGUUGAGAGCCUUAACUGGAGAUAGUGGUAGCAUGAAGGUGAGUCAAAUACAUGGAUUCAUCAUGCAACUGGAUUUUGGAUCACACGAGGCUAUAAGUGGAUCGCUAAUCAAUGCAUAUGCAAAAUGUGGAAGGGUAAAGAGAGCUCAUCAGAUAUACAAGAGCAUGAUAAAAAAGGACAUUAUAUCAUGCACGGCAUUGAUAAGUGGAUAUGCACGAGAAGGUAACUACAGCAGAGAUGUGCUAGCUCUCCUUAAAGAAGUGAAUCUUAUGCGCAUGGCACUGGAUGGUAUGAUAUUAUGCUCCAUGCUUAAUAUAUGCGCGAAUAUUUCUUCAUUGAUCUUGGGAAGACAAAUUCAUGUCCUUACUUUUAAACACCAACCUUGUCAUGAUGUGGCCGUGGGAAAUGCUCUUGUUGACAUGUAUGCAAAAUGCGGAGAAAUUGAAGAUGCUAACCAUGCUUUUGAUGAGAUGAAGGAAAAGAAUGUUAUUUCAUGGACAUCGCUGAUUUCUGGAUAUGGAAGGAAUGGCUUGGGACAUAAGGCGAUUGCUUUAUAUAAAAUGAUGGAAUAUGAGGGAUUGGAACCUAAUGAUAUCACGUUCCUGUCUCUUCUCUUUGCUUGUAGCCAUGCUGGACUGACAGUUGAAGGAUGGGAAUGCUUUAAUACUAUGCUUAAAAAGUACAACAUCUUGCCUCGAGUUGAGCAUUUUUCUUGCAUGGUAGACCUUUAUGCACGCGCAGGUUUGUUAGACGAAGCUUACAAGUUGAUGUGUGACAUGAACAUAAAGCCUAAUUCCUCACUCUGGGGAGCCAUUCUUGGGGGGUGUAGCGUCCAUGGUAAUAGCUCACUUGGAGAAGUGGCGGCAAUGCAUCUUCGUGAUAUGGAUCCAAAGAAUUCAGUUAACUUUGUUGUCCUAGGAAGCAUAUAUGCUGCAUCUGGUGCAUGGGACAAUGCUUUGGAAACGCGAAAUUUGAUAGAGAGGAGAAGUUUGAAAAAAGAACCAGCACAGAGCGUUUUAGUUUCCACAACAAAUAAAACUGUGCUUUUGCAGCCAACUUAAGACAGUAGAACUAGCUAAAUUCGUUGUUCAUCCUUGGAGAGGAGCAAAUACCAUUACCAUCUUGCUCAUGCAGAUGUUUUUGUUUAUGCUCCAAGAGUAUCUAAUUCAUCUCGUUCUACUUUCGGGAUGCAGACCUGUUUCACAUAUUGCUUCUGAACACUCAGGCAUAGAGGAGUCAUUGGGGUAAAGUUUAAUCCACGAAACAAUAAUAAGUGAAAUCAAGGUUCCAGUCGAUAUGGUCAGAGUGGAGAUAGCCCAAUAGGAUGGCUUCCCCAGGUUAAUGUACUAUUAUUAGUCCAUUAUCUUAAGAGGAACUAAGCCUUUUCAGAAUGCUAUGCUCAGAAAAUUCAUCUUUUGUUGCGCCACAAAGCAGUGGGAGGAAUUGCUUGCUAUAAUCUCAUUAUAACCUGUGGCAUCAUGCGAUUCAUACCUUUCUGGGAAGAGUUACCUGGAUUAAUAGACUAGAAGAGAUAAGUUUGCUGCUGUAAAAAUAUUCCAACUGCUAAAACAAUGUCUCGGAAUCACAGUGGUAUCUCAUAGUGUCUCAACUUUCUAAACUUGAGAAAAGAGUGGAAGUUGAAAAAUGAAAAUACUUCCUCAUGCAAAUAUAUAAUUCUUUUUCUUUAAUUUGCUACCAUAUUUGGCAAUUGAAUCAUUAUUGUAUGAAGAAUGAAAGACAAGUAUGGCUAUACAAAAAAUAAGAGGAUCUGGAUUUGAUAUCUAGCUUAGUCUUGGAUUCAUUUGUAGUCUACAAGGCAUCAACGGUUGGGAGUCUUUCACGUAAACGUGAGUGACUGUCCUUAGCAUUUCUCCUAGCUUGUAAGAUGCGUGUCGGCUCAAAUGUAACAUUUACUGAAGAAGUUGAGUUAGUCUCAGUCCAUCUAUUACAGUUUCAAAAGAAAUACAACCCAGACACGAGUCUAUUAUAACACAUGAGUUGAUUGUCGUUCUAAAUUAAAAGAUUUGUGUCUACUGCGUUGUUCUAUGAGUGUCUGCUGCUUUCUUCUGGUUGUUUAGGGUCAAUGGUUGCAGUUUGCAUUCUUGGGGCUGGUACUGACCUCUACUGCCGCAGUGAAGAGAGAACACAACAGUAAUGAACUCGAUAAUAAAGAAGGGCGGUUCUUGGUUGGAAGAUUGAGAAGGGUGGUUCAACCCCCCAAUGUGGUUAGGAAUCACUACUUGUCUCAAACAAACAGACGCAGGAGAGGCUCGAAGAGGGGAUUUCUAAGCGAAAAGCACAAGGCGGCUUUGCUAUCCAUGCUACUCACCAAAGGGUGGCAGGUGAAGCUGCAAGGAGAAAAUGCAGCUUUCUUCUUUACAUAAAACUGAUAUGAGUGUGACUAGUCUUAUAGCAUCGUUGCUUUUUCGAUCUUUCAAUUUCUUAUCUGUGGGAGAAGAUAGGAAGGGAAAGAGACUUCGAUCGUGUAGAUUUCAGUUCUACUGUUAAAUAUUGAUGAACCUCUUCUAUAAUUUUGUGCUAGGUUCUGUUGUUCUAUCA
This is a messenger RNA of Malus domestica (apple), 3461 nucleotides long. Its product is annotated as pentatricopeptide repeat-containing protein At3g20730. The record is from RefSeq and is a predicted model, not a curated record. Gene Ontology annotation, biological process: RNA modification. Gene Ontology annotation, molecular function: protein binding; RNA binding. Gene Ontology annotation, cellular component: intracellular membrane-bounded organelle. Lineage: Eukaryota; Viridiplantae; Streptophyta; Magnoliopsida; Rosales; Rosaceae.